Messenger RNA from Callorhinus ursinus (northern fur seal), 1203 nucleotides. RefSeq names its product transcription factor B1, mitochondrial (gene TFB1M). NCBI's taxonomy places the organism in Eukaryota, Metazoa, Chordata, Mammalia, Carnivora, Otariidae. Gene Ontology annotation, biological process: transcription initiation at mitochondrial promoter; rRNA methylation. Gene Ontology annotation, cellular component: mitochondrial matrix. The record is from RefSeq and is a predicted model, not a curated record. Gene Ontology annotation, molecular function: mitochondrial transcription factor activity; rRNA (adenine-N6,N6-)-dimethyltransferase activity.
CCGCCCCCCUUUCCCUUCCGUGGUGGAGUUAAGAGCAGCGCGAAAAGUCCGCGGUGGGAGCUGGACGGUUCCGCGGGGCUUUAUGGCUGCCUCUCGGACGCUGAGCACUUUCCGUCUCCCGCCACUGCCCACGAUUCGAGAAAUCAUUAAGUUAUUCAGGCUGCAAGCAGCGAAGCAGCUAUCCCAGAAUUUUCUCCUGGACUUGAAGCUGACAGAUAAAAUCGUAAGGAAAGCUGGGAAUCUGACAAAUGCUUACGUUUAUGAAGUGGGCCCUGGGCCAGGGGGAAUCACAAGAUCCAUUCUCAAUGCCAAUGUUGCUGAACUUUUGGUGGUUGAAAAGGAUAGUCGAUUUAUUCCUGGAUUACAGAUGCUUUCUGAUGCAGCACCUGGAAAACUGAGAAUUGUCCAUGGAGAUGUGUUGACAUUUAAGAUAGAAAGGGCUUUUCCAGGAAGUCUUAAAAGACGGUGGGAGGAUGAUCCUCCAAAUGUACAUGUUAUUGGAAAUCUGCCUUUUAAUGUAUCAACUCCGCUGAUUAUCAAGUGGCUUGAAAAUGUUUCUUGUAGAGGUGGACCUUUUGUUUAUGGCAGAACCCAGAUGAUGUUGACUUUUCAAAAGGAAGUGGCAGAGAGACUGACAGCCAAUACAGGAAGCAAACAGCGUAGUCGCCUUUCUGUUAUGGCCCAGUACCUCUGCAGUGUUCAGCACAUCUUGACAAUUCCGGGUCAGGCUUUUGUCCCUAAACCAGAGGUGGACGUGGGCGUGGUGCACUUCACCCCCCUGGUGCAGCCCAGGAUCGAGCAGCCCUUCAAGCUGGUGGAGAAGGUCGUUCAGAACGCAUUUCAGUUCCGGAGGAAAUACUGCUAUCGAGGGCUUGGAAUGUUAUUCCCUGAAGUUCAGCGCGUGGAAAGCACUGGAAAACUGUUAGAGUUGGCAGACGUGGACCCUACCCUUCGACCCAGCCAGCUCUCUGUUUCACACUUUAAGAGCCUGUGUGAUGUAUACCGAAAAAUGUGUGAUGAAGACCCACACCUCUUUGCUUAUAAUUUCAGAGAAGAACUCAAACAAAAUAAAAGCAAAACUCAGGAAAAAGACGACCAGGAGAGACACAGACUCUAACAGCGCACCCGAAUGCUGCUUUCCACAGUGUUAUGCUCAGAUGUGUACUCUUUCUGUCUUCUACGGAAGGACAAUAAAAAUACGAU